Messenger RNA from Micropterus dolomieu (smallmouth bass), 1153 nucleotides. RefSeq names its product glycoprotein Ib platelet subunit beta (gene gp1bb). The transcript is spliced from 2 exons. NCBI's taxonomy places the organism in Eukaryota, Metazoa, Chordata, Actinopteri, Centrarchiformes, Centrarchidae. The coding region runs from base 73 to 696 and encodes 207 amino acids. The record is from RefSeq and is a predicted model, not a curated record.
CGGCCUCUGAGAGCGACUGUAAAAAACACUGUCCUCUCCUGAAGACACGCAGCACUGAAGGGAUUGGUAACCAUGAAUGGGCUUCUGCUGCUGUGUCUGCUCCUCCUGUUUGGAGGUCAAAGGUCAUCCGCAUGCCCCCAUCUUUGCUCCUGCCAUGGCACCCAGGUAAAUUGCAGCAGCAGGUCUCUCACCUCCUCCUCGCUGCCCACCAGUUUCCCUACUGAGACCACUGAGCUCGGUCUCCACAACAACCUGCUCACCAGCCUCCCUAAUGGGCUCCUGGAUGAUUUGACCUCCCUUCGCUCCGUCUCCCUUCAUGGUAACCCCUGGGUGUGUGACUGCGGCGUCCUCUACCUGCGAGCCUGGCUGCUGCGUCAGCCUGCCACCCUCACAUCACACCUGGGGGUCAACUGCAACUCCCCUCCCGGCCUGAGAGGGCGGCUGGUGGUGUAUUUAACCGAGGAGGAGCUCCUGGAUUCCUGCCACUACUGGUACUGUGACCUGGCUCUGGCCUCACAGGUGUGUCUGUUUGUGUUUGUGGCGGUGCAGGCGGCUCUGCUGGUGGCUCUCAUUGUGUUCCUGAGGAGGUUCGAGAGGCUGUCCAAAGAGGCGAGGAGAACCACAGAGGAGAGCUUCACAACUGGGGAGGGUCUGAGGGAGAAUGAGUAUUCGCCUUUAAAGGACAGCAGGUUCUGAGAUGCAGCUGUGCUGUGUGAUUGUUAGCCACAAAAGAAAAGGCUGUUUAUCGUUUGCACACUGGAGAGAAAACGUGUUCUCAUAUGCUUUGUGGGAUUCAGAAUAUGAUCCCAUUUAAUGAACAAGCAACUGUGACAAAUUAAAGGAAAAACCUAAAUAAAUUGGUAAAGAAACAAAACAAAUGCAGAUGCUUCCAUACGAGACACAAGUGGAGUGGUGUGAUAAUGAAAAUAAUGAAUCAUAUGUCAUCAACCAAAUUCCAGUUAAUCACCUCUGAGAGAUUUUGGGCAACACUGAAGCUGUUCUGGCAGCUUGUGGUGGCCCAACACGCCACUAAGACACCGUAGGUUGGUUUUUCCUUAAAUAUGUCACCCACCUGUGUAUCAUUAUACCACCACAGACCACUGUAUGCCACUGGAGAAUAUACUAUAUUAAAAUAAAAUAAAGAUUAAAAACA